Molecule: messenger RNA, 1935 nt
Organism: Daucus carota subsp. sativus
Lineage: Eukaryota; Viridiplantae; Streptophyta; Magnoliopsida; Apiales; Apiaceae
Product: oxoglutarate-dependent flavonoid 7-O-demethylase 1
Source: RefSeq, a predicted model, not a curated record
GAACUUGUCAAUAAAAUGUAGAUUGUCGGAAUGUAUCUUUUGCAUAAAGAAAUUUCGCCCCUCCAAAUUUUUUCUGGUUCCGUCCCUGCGAACGCUCAAUUCAGCUAUAAAUACAUGAGUAAUAUUGCUCUACAAUAUAUUCUAGAUAUUCACCUCAUACACGCACAGUAAGAAAGAAAGAGGUCAUAGCAAUUGAUAGAAAGAAUGGAAGCAUCAAAAGUAGAAAAAAUAGGGAGGUCUCUCCAGGUACCUUCAGUACAAGAACUGGCCAAGGAUGAAUCUGCCACAGUUCCAUCACAAUACAUUCAUUCUGAUCAAGAUCCUGUAAUUCUCAGUUCGACAGAUCUACCUGAAGUCCCUGUGAUUGAUAUGGAGAUCUUACUUCAUGGAGAUUUAAUGGACGCUGAGCUCAAUAAAUUUCACCAAUCAUGCAAAGAGUGGGGAUUCUUUCAGUUAAUAAACCAUGGUGUUAGCGAUUCAUUACUGGAGAAGGUGAAAACAGAGGUCGUGGAGUUCUUUAACCUGCCACUUGAAGAGAAGAGAAAGUUUGGUCAACUGGAUGGAGAUAUAGAGGGAUAUGGACAAUUCGUUGUCUCGGAGGAGCAAAAGCUUGAUUGGGCUGAUAUGAUCUACAUGAUCACCCUUCCUACUGAUCUCAGGAAACCGCACUUAUUGCCACAACUACCUCAAAUAUGCAAAAAUGCUAUAGAGGAUUACGCGGUGGAAUUGAAAAGCCUAGCCAUGAAUAUUCUCAAUCUAAUGGCCAAAGCUCUUCAAAUGAAUCCUGAGGAAAUGGAAGUGCUCUUUGAAGAAGGCAUGCAAUCAAUGAGGAUGAACUACUAUCCUCCAUGCCCUCAACCGGAACAGGUUAUAGGGCUCACGCCCCACAGCGAUGCUACUGGCUUUACUAUACUUUUUCAACUGAAUGAAAUUGACGGCCUACAGAUUAGCAAGGACGGUACUUGGAUUCCAAUAAAACCAUUGCCUUCUGCCUUUGUUAUAAACAUCGGAGAUGUUCUGGAGGUUGUAACUAAUGGAACUUAUCGGAGCAUUGAGCAUAGAGGAGUUGUCAGCUCAGUGAAGGAGAGAAUGUCGAUUGCUACAUUUUUAAGCCCCAAGGUAGAUGCAGAAUUCGGUCCUGCACCAAGCCUUCUCUCGUCCCAAGCUCCUCCAAAGUUUAAAAGGAUUGCCGCUGCAGAUUUCUUUAAAGGAUAUUUUGCCCAGAAGCUUGCUGGGAGAUGUUAUCUAGACACUCUACGAAUAUAAACCUAAUAUAUUCGGCUUUAUGCACCUGAGCUUCUUCAGCAGAGGCGGACGCACGUUCAGGGUCAUGGGGUCACGUGCCCCCAUAUAAUAUUGAGUAUCCCACAAGUAUAUAUAUUUUUGAAAAAUUAAGGAUCAUUUAAUUUAUCUAAUAAGUAAUUUAUAAGUCAAAAAUAUCUCACUAAAACAAAUAAAAGGAAGUUUUAAACAAAUAAUUUAAAUUAAGAUGAAUUUUUGGCUCUAACAAAAAUUUAUGUUCUUUUAUAAUAUCAUUAUUUAUAUGGUGCCCCGUCUUUAUAAUUGUUCUAGAUCCGCCACUGUUCUUCAGUGAAUAAACCUGCAACUUCCUACGUAUCGCUAACAAAGAAUCUGCUGCAAUUUCCACAAUGUAAACAGACUUAUUGUCUAUGCAACAGAUUGUAAUGAACUUUUCAUUGCAAUUUCCCUUGUUUCACUCGAGCUUCACGCAACAUUAACAAAUGUAGUCAAAAGUAGAUAUCUAGUAAUCUGCAUAGUUUAGUAAAUGAUGAGCUUAGAGCUAAACAAUAAUUUAUCAGCAAUGAUAGAAUGAAUUAGAAACUCCAUGUAUUUCUUAAAUUAUGCAUAUAAUUUACUUCCGAAUACGAGAACAGUGAAAACAGGAAGCAGUAAGCACACAGGAACUUUGUUUUA